Molecule: messenger RNA, 7199 nt
Organism: Podarcis lilfordi (Lilford's wall lizard)
Lineage: Eukaryota; Metazoa; Chordata; Lepidosauria; Squamata; Lacertidae
Source: the annotation of a GenBank genome assembly
AUGAGCACUGCAGGGAAAGUAAGUAGAUGAUUUCUUUUAAAGUUGUUUUUUCAGACCAAGAUGCAUAAAUAGCUUUAAAAAAUACAAAAUAGGCUUAUUGUACUAUAAGCAGGAGAAAUACAUUCCUUGAAGUUCAUCCAAGAAGUUCUUGGAAGUUUCAUCUUAGGGGUUCCUGAAAGUUUCUUCUAUUUUCCUCCUCCUGGAACACCAUCAUUAAUAUCAAACCAGUGAAUGUUAAACAUGCUUUCAACUGGGGAGGGAGAAACAUCCAGCAAGUUGAAAACUAGCUCAGUGGUCAUCAGGGCUUCAAUCCUAAAUAACUUAACCAGGGAGUAAGCCCUGGUGAAGAUUGUAAAAAGAUGUCUAAUUAAAAGCCACCCUGAGGAAUUUGGCUAUAGGCAGGGCUUUUUUUCAGCUGGAACUCACCAGAACUCAAUUCCGGCAUCUCUCAGAUGGGUGCCAUUGCCAUUGUAAGAGAACAAAGGAGGCAUUCAUGGUGAGUUCCAGCACCUCUUUUUCCAGAAAAAUAACACUGGUAUUGGGGCGCAUAUUAAAUAUUAAACAUGCAGAGGAUUGCAAUGUUAACUGCGUGGAAAAAUAGUAUAUGAUCUUCUGUUAUUUCACAGGACAUUGAAAUCAGAGCUGUCACUGUAAACUGUUUUGAGGUUUUGUAGAAUCAACUGGUAUAUACAUUUUAUUGGGGGUGGGGGUUGUCCAGGAUAGGAUUGCACAGUUACAUACAGAAAUACUGUUAUGAUAUUCUAUUAUCUCAGGUCAUUAAGUGCAAAGCUGCCGUUGUCUGGGAAGUCCAGAAACCAUUUAGUAUUGUGCAAAUAGAAGUUGCCCCACCUAAGGCACAUGAAGUUCGGAUUAAGGUAAGAGAGACAAAUCAAAAAUGGCAUUUCUGCAGAUUGUUAGUAUCUGCACUAGGGAUGGAGAAAUUUGAUUCAGUUUGCAUUUAAAGAUAAAUCUACCUAAUUUAUGCUUUCAAAAACAAUAUGAGAAUAGGGAAGGGCUGCAGCCCGUGGAGGAGCAGCUGUUUUGCUUGAAAAAGUCUGAGGAUGAAUCACUGGUAUCUCCAGGCAGGUGUGGGAGAGUCCCUAGUCUGACUCUCUGGAGAGCUGCUUUCAGUCAAUGUGGAAAAUGCUGAUGGACCAAUGGUCUGACUCAGUAUAACAACAACAACAACAACAACAACAACAACAACAACAACAACAACUUGUACCCCACCCACCUGACUGGGUUGCCCAGCACCUCUGGGUAACCUCCAACAGAAUAUUAACAAAUGUCAACACUAACACUUUGAAUUGUGCUUGGAAACACAUGGGGAGUCAUUGUAGAUCUUUAUAGCAAACAUGUAUAUAUUAGGAGAAAUUUGCACUGAAAUCCUGAUGAAUUUUCAUGAGUACUUUAAAACAAAAACCUGCAAACUGAUGUGGAAAUGUAGGAGAGUUUUGAACCCCUGCAAGUUGCUGCAGGAGAGGGGUUGUGAGCAAUAUCAUGAGAGGGGUGUUUCCAGGACCAACUUGAAACUCAAAAGCUCCCUGGUUAUAUUUGGUAUUGGAUGAUGGGUAUCAAUUAAAGACUUCCUUUUUCAAAAAACACAAAAAAACCUGUUAAGUGGAGAUCUUUAACCAGUCUGAAUUAGAUGUGAAAUUGUUUUCACACAUGAAAUUAUUUUUAAUUGCUUUUAAAUAUUUCUACAUGUUGAUUUGUUAGUAAUUGUUUCCAUUAUUUAUGUUUUUACUGCAAUAUCAUUUUGAGAUCUCUUAUGGGAGGUAAUUCAUGAACUGAAUUUUUAAAAAUAAUAUAAAAUAAAAAACUUUCUCCUUUAACCCAGAUUUUGGCGUCUGGAAUCUGUCGCUCCGAUGACCAUGUUCUAAGUGGGGCAAUGCAGGUAAAAUUCCCCAUUAUUCUUGGUCACGAGGCAGCUGGUGUUGUUGAGAGCGUUGGGGAAGGAGUUACCUGUGUGAAACCAGGUAAGGUAAAGCAGAGUGCAACCAGAAAAUAUCAACUCACAGCAUUGGUCAACAAGGAUCAAACGAAACUAGGAGAGCCAACCAACUGAUGGAAGAAUAACCAAUAAAGUGUUUUCUUUAGGGAAGGGCAGUCAGCUCUGGGCCAGUGACUAGAUUUUUAAUGUAAAUGCCAGAAUUUGGAAUCAAUUGCUAGACAUUUCUGAAUAGGAGUCAGCAACAUUAUUUCUACUUAACUGGUGAUAUUAUUAUUACUACUACUACAACUCUACUACUACUAUCACUUGCCAGGGUGGGUCACAACUACUUAAACUUGCAAUACUACCAUAAUUUAAAACAAAUUGCAGUCAAGAGAAUAGGGUAGUCCCUAUUCUCAGGUGCCAAAGACCAGGACUGCUAUACUGCCAGCACCCCAAAAUGUUGAUGAAAGAGGAACUACCAAAAAGGCCCCUUCUACUGAUUUGAAUGUCCAAGAGCAGGUACUCCCAAACUCAGCCCUCCAGCCCUCCCCACUUCACAGCUAGCUGCACAAGAAUCUGCAAUGUUCAUGACAUACCCUCCAACAUUGCUCAGAUGAAAAUAGGGACAUUUCUCACUUCCCACCUCCAACUGACCCUCCUCAACCCCCUCCCCAAUUUUGUACUGUCCCCCGCCCUCAAAAAAGCAUUUCCCAACAGAGGAAGGGUAAGUGCCAUCAGCACUGCACCAAUGCAACACUGUACACAUGCCCUCCACCAUCUUGAGAAAACCCCUUAAUCCUGACCGGAUUUGAUUCUUUGGUAGAUUUACAAAAAGAAAAACACACUGCAAUAGAUAAAUUUUAGAAAGGGGCAAGAUUAGAAACAGACACACAGAGCAUUAAAAAAAAGAAAAUCAAGAUUCCUUGCACUCCACUUUGGUUGGCUGUCUUGGCUCAGUUCAGCUGUCCCAUUACACUGGCCAUUGACCAUGCUUGCUAGGGUUGAUGGGAGUCAUAGUCCAGCAACAUCUGAAGGACUGAAGGUUCCCCAAGCCUGUGGUAUGUACUAGCUUGUCCGAAUAUUUUAAGCAGGCUAAUGAUGGUAUUUUCAUCAUUCCCAGGAGACAAAGUCAUCCCACUCUUUGCCCCACAAUGUGGAGAAUGCAGCGCAUGCAAACAUCCCAGAGGCAAUCUGUGCAAACUCUGCGAGUGAGUUGAAGUUGUUAUUUGAACAGCAUUGGAAACACCAGCAGUGCAAAUGUUAGAUUAAAGAAAACACAACCCAAAGCACGAUUUUCCUUUCUUCAUCUUUUAGCCUUGCCGCCUCUGGAGUAAUGCCCGAUGGCACCAGCAGGUUCACUUACAUAGGCCAGGAGAUCCACACCUUUGCCAGAACUAGCACCUUCGCAGAAUACACUGUGGUGCAUGAGUCUGCGGUGGUCAAAAUUGAUGCUGCAGCUCCUGCAGAAAAAGUGUGUCUGAUUGGCUGUGGGUUUUCUACUGGCUAUGGUGCUGCCAUCAACAGUGCAAAGGUAAGGGUUAAACAUUGGUAAUGCUUAUAUUAGGGUGGGGAAUUUGUGGCAGGUCUAGACAGAAAGAGGAGGACAGGUGGACUCUGGGCCUCUGGCACAGAACCAGGUGAAAGCACAGUCAACAGAGUAAAUGAAUCAAAACAACAUAAAAUAGCAAAGCCACCAAAUACCCACCAAUCCACUGGAUGUACACUCAUGACCUGAAUUCACGUUCUUGCUACAGACGUAGUUCUCCAGCAUCCCACCUCUCUCUUGGAUGUUUUGAAUAUCAAAGAGCAAUCCCAUCCACAACCAAUUGCCCAGGGGGAGCACCCUUGCCAUCAUAUACUGAAGGAGAGACCCAAGUACUGCAGGGGGUUGGAUUAGAUGGUCUCUUCCAACUCUACAAUUCUAUGAUUCUAUGAUUUCAGGUGGAGCCUGGUUCAACCUGUGCCGUUUUUGGUCUGGGAGGAGUUGGCCUCUCAACUGUCAUGGGCUGCAAAGCAGCUGGAGCUUCCCGAAUCAUCGGGGUCGACAUCAACAAGGAUAAAUUUCCCAAAGCUAAAGAGAUGGGCGCUACAGAGUGUGUCAACCCUCUGGAUUUCAAGAAGCCCAUCAAUGAAGUGUUGUAUGGCUUGACAGACGGUGAAGGUGUUGACUAUUCAUUUGAAGUGAUUGGGCGCACAGACACCAUGGUACAUGCAUGAAGACAGAAUUUUACUGUCCUAUUUUGAAAAGGGAAGAUGGAAUUUCCUGCAUUCCUGUUCUUCAGUGGUUCCUAUUUUUCACUGGGUUGUGAUCCGAUAAUCUGUUGUAGCAAGGGCCUUGGGUUCUGAGACAGUAGGACGUGUCAGAGUUUUAAACAUCCUCCACCCAUUGAUUAGGUAACUUAUGGAAUAAUGUGAGAUGGGACUCAGGCAUGAGGGGCUCAUGAAGGGUGAGAAUGAUCCUUUUGGGUGAUUCUUCUCUCCCACAUAAGCCCACUCCCCAGCAUCCAUUCCCACAUUCUUCAGAAGGCCCUCACCAUUCAAAAAGGCUUUUCAGGGUGUGCAUGUAGCUGGGCAGGGACGCGGGUGGCGCUGUGGGUUAAACCACAGAGCCUAGGAAUUGCCAGUCAGAAGGUCGGCGGUUCAAAUCCCCACAACGGGGUGAGCUCCCGUUGCUCGGUCCCUUCUCCUGCCAACCUAGCAGUUCGAAAGCACGUCCAAGUGCAAGUAGAUAAAUAGGUACGGCUAUGGCGGGAAGGUAAACGGCGUUUGCAUGCGCUGCUCUGGUUCGCCAGAAGCAGCUUAGUCAUGCUGGCCACAUGACCCGGAGGCUGUACGCCGGCUCCCUCGGCCAAUAAAGCGAGAUGAGCGCCGCAACCCCAGAGUCAGUCACGACUGGACAUAAUGGUCAGGGAUCCCUUUACCUUUACGUAGCUGGACAUGGGAGGAAGAAAAGAUAGGGAUGCUUUCUUCCAUUGCUACUAAUAUGCUUUGAACAGUAAAAACUUUGAGAGGUCUGACUGUGUCAUGGAAGGUGAUCAUGGAUGGUAUUUCUCCUUGGCUUGAUUCAAAAGUCAUGCCUUUGGAUUUUCCCCAGACUGCUGCCUUGGCUUCCUGCCACAUGAAUUAUGGGACCAGCGUGGUUGUCGGAGUGCCCCCUUCAGCUUCUGAAAUUACCUUCUCUCCAGCACUUAUCUUCACGGGGCGCACUUGGAAAGGAUCUUUAUUUGGAGGUAUGGGCCUACUAGCUUUCCAUCAACAGGGCACAUUUCAAAUUCUGAGAGAGUGUUGAGGGCGCCAGUCACAAAAUAGCUUGGGGUGGCAGCAGGUUGUGCCAUGAAAUGUCUGUCAUGGGGAGCAUGGCAUAACACAAAAUUAGAGAAACACCUUGAUUUGUUCAUUAUUUCCCCACCCCCAGCAAAUACUAUUUAGAUUUUUUUAAAAAUCAUGCACUUACCAUGUGAAAAUACAUUUAAGAUCUCAUGCAGUUUGGCCCUCUGUAGGCUUUCCACGCAAGCUCUUGGCCCGUAAUUACUAUGUUCGUAUCUUCUCUAUCUCCCUCCCACCCACAGAUCUGUCAUAACAUCAAGGCCAAUCUCAUUGCAUAACCCAAGUUCAAAGACGGUUUCAGGCUAUAAAUUUGUGGGACUUCCAGACCUUUAACCAACCUUUUGCUCCUUUUUUAUGGCAUUGUAAUUAGAGUACCAUAUCUUCACUGUGCACUUACUGUUUUCAGGUUGGAAGAGCAAACAAGCUGUCCCCAAGCUGGUUUCAGAUUUCAUGGGGGGGAAGUUUGCUCUGGAUCCACUAAUUACCCACACUUUGCCUUUUGAUAAAAUCAAUGAGGGCUUUGAACUGCUGCGUUCAGGAAAAAGGUAAGACCUUUCCCCACCCCCACCCCUCAAAGUGUAGUGGAAAAGGCAGGGUGCCGUUCUGAGAGUCAUAGCCAUAGUCAUGAUAAGAUUACACAAUCUUCCUCUGGAGUGACUCAAGCUAGGAGGUUGUUUGCGUUGCAGACUAAAAAUGGAUAUAUGGGACUUCCAACACAAUGUUGCAUUGCAGAGUUUUUCUGUACAAUGUGGGGAGGGGGGGAAUUGGAUCCAGAUCCCCUGACUGCAGUGGCUUGCUGACCUGUCAAUCACAUGACAUCACUAUAUUGGGUGACCAGGUUUUCCUUUGUAGCGUGAGCUGGUCUUGCGUACACAUCCCCCAACCCCUCUCCAGUUUAACUCAAGACUCAUUCACUCCAACACCCCCUCCCCAAUAAGACCUAGAUUUAAAAUGAAGUCUACGCUUUAUUCAUCUACAAAAAAAAAAUGUGGCCAAAAACAGAGAGAUUAGCUUGAUCAUGGUUAGAUUCUAGUACUGAAAGUAGCAUGAGCUAUUUAUGUACAAAGAAACAGAAGACAAAAUGGGGAAACGGACACCUCAAAGAAUGAAAAUGAACAACUAAAUGGGGCAAUGAAACCCAUGUAGAAACAAUGCAAUGUACAUCCAUGCAAAUAUGGAUGUUCACAAGCUAGACUUGCACCACAACUGUGGUCGAUCCACAUCUCAUUAGGCUGAGCAACAAUUGAUUUAUAAACUGAAAUUGAUACUGUUUUGGAUGGGGCAAUGAAAUUACAUCCACAAACUGUUUACCUUGAUGCUUUUGUUAGGGACAAAUAUGCAUUUGUAUUCAGCUUCCUGUGAUGGCAUAAAUGAAUAGAAUCAACUUGUUGGGCUUCUUCUUGUGCAAUUCUUUUUCUUGGAAUCACUUUUAUAAGCUUAUCACCUGGCUUCUUAUUUCCUCUUUUUCACACCCUUUUCUUCUCUUUUUCUUUUAUGACUUUAUUCCUUUAUAAAUGAAAUUCUUCUAAUAAAAUGUUAGCUAUAAAAAAGGUUUCCUAUUUCUGUACAAGUUCAGACUUCCCUCUCCACCCCCCACUCUGAAAAUUACUCACUGUGUAUGCUAUAUACUUUUCCUAUUUCUGCUCCUCUGACUGUAAGUUGUGUUAAUUGUGUUAAUAUUGAAUUUGAAAACGUUGUAACCCACCUGGAACGCGAUGGCAGAAGGUGGGUAAUAAACAGAAUGAAUGGAUGAUGCUUAAAAGAUCAUUUUCCCUUAAUAUCAACCAGAUCAAGCCUUUCCUUAGAAAGUUGUGGCAAAAUCUUAAACCUACUGAAAUAUUAGCCUAUUAACAUUAAAAAUCUAAUAGGUAUUAUCACCCUUCCAUUUAAAACUGUUUCUUAUUGUUUCAGUAUUCGCAGUGUCCUGGUAUUUUAA